Thermothelomyces thermophilus ATCC 42464 is the source of this 5614-nucleotide messenger RNA. RefSeq lists its product as uncharacterized. Gene Ontology annotation, cellular component: HOPS complex; late endosome. Lineage: Eukaryota; Fungi; Ascomycota; Sordariomycetes; Sordariales; Chaetomiaceae. Bases 373 to 5376 code for a protein of 1667 amino acids. Gene Ontology annotation, biological process: endosomal vesicle fusion; protein targeting to vacuole. The transcript has 3 exons. Gene Ontology annotation, molecular function: protein binding. The record is from RefSeq and is a predicted model, not a curated record.
GCUAGCUGCAGGCAUCCUAGCCUCGACUGCGCCAAACCGCCGACUAACAAACCAUCUUGACUCUCUCUCGCGCCUUAGUUGAGGUGUGCGGAUCUUGUAUGACCCAUUGAAUGUUUCUUAUGAGCUGCCAAUUGUAAUUACCACCAUCCGACCAGCCCCGCCACUCUUAAGGAAGUAGCGAAGCUCUCCCCCGGCAGACGCGGCGCAUGUUCAUAAUCUGCGACGAAUCACACACUCGAUAACAGCGAACUUCUUGCACCCCGCGGCGGAACGCAACUGUACCGUCUCUGAAGUUCACGGAGCAAUGUCUCCUGUUUCCAACACCCGAUGAGUUUGAGUCGACCCCGGGAGGAGGAUAGCCCGGCGGGCGCCAUGGCCGACGAACCAGAACUGCACCCCGCCGACGACGCCAGCUCAAGCUCGGAUGACGGGGAGACAGUGAAGGGCGAGCGGGACGAGGAUCACAUUACCGACGUUAUCGAGCAGGAAGAGCCCGAGACGGACUCGGAUGCACAUCGCCCAGCUGGGCCCAGCUCCAUUGCACACCGCUACGGAGAACUGGUCGAGGCAGGACGCGAGACGCCGUCCGAGGAUGAUGGGUCAACAGAUGCCGCACCACCCCGGGUCGCGGUCAGCCCCAUUGGUUCUCCGCUCUCUGUCCCAGACGAUACGCCGUCUAUACAGGGUUCCGCCGUCUCCUCGCCCAGCAGCAGCCUAUUGCCCUCCCGUGCCUCCCGUCCCGGCCUGGCCAGCCCGACGCCUUCGUUUCGGCCUUUCGAUCGGCGGUUCCAGUCCCGUAUCUCGUCGCCACACCUCACCUCCCCACGCCCCUCUUCGCCCGCACUCUGGUCCACACACAGCCGCAACGUAUCGCUAAGCAGCCAGUUGCUGUUGGAUCCGGGGGGAUCCGAACCCCCCUCGCCGCCGUGGGAGGUCGUGCGCUGGACAAAACUGAGGAAGCUCAAUGGGCAGGUGUUUUCCGAGUCGGGCAGGCGAAACUUUGGCUCACCGACAUGCCUUGCCGUUUCGGCCACUGUCGUGUUGGGCACUUCGAAGGGGAUCAUCCUUGUGUUCGACUACAACCAGAAUCUCAAGUUGAUAAUCGGCCCGGGGACGAAAGCUGUCGAAUCCGGGCCAGUUACCGCGAUCGCCAUAUCGGCGGAUCACACCACCAUUGCCGGCGGACAUGCAAACGGCAACAUAUUCACGUGGGACACCUCAAGAGCUGCAAGGCCCUUCCUCAGUAUCCCUCAUCUAGAUCCAGUACACCGACAAAAAUCGCCGCCGAGCGACGGUCAUGUGCAGAACGUCAAAGUGACGCAUCUGGGUUUCCUCGGCACCCGGCACACGGCUCUCGUAUCCGCGGACGAUCGCGGAAUGGCCUUCUCGCACCUCGCGACCAGGGGCACCGGAGCCCUCGGUAGGACCGUCAAGACGACGCGGAUAUUGGGGCGAUACCCGGAUUCACAGCCGCCUCCGGGGAAGACCGUGAAGCCCAGCACCGUCUUGGCCUUUGCGUCUCUCCCUCUGGGAAACGUCGAGAUGGCCACCGACACCAUGGGGCUCACCGCGAUGCUCACUCCCUACUUGCUCGUCAUCGUCUCCACCACCCCGAUUGCCCAGACCCAACAUAAAUCCGCCCGGCCAAAGGAGGUUGCCGCCCACAGCCCCAUGACAGGUUGUUUGGCUUGGUUCCCCGCCGUCAAGCUGAAAGUGGCCGACCCCGUCACUGGCAGCCAGAUCUCCAAGGUAAAACUGGUGUACUGCUGGUCGAACGUCCUCACUGUCCUGGAUGUCGACGAGAUCCCCUCGGAGGACAAGGACAAGCCGCCGAGCCUCAGGUUCAGGGCACGGAGCCGGUGGAAAUGCGAGGAGGCGAUCGUCGCAGUGCAGUGGUUGAGCCGGUCGGUCCUGACCGUCCUCACAAUCUCUCAACGGCUCAUUGUUCUCGAGGACCGGAGCAUGCGCAUGACCGAGGCUUUCGACCUGAUUCACAAACACAUAUAUCACGUCGACCUCUUUUCGAAGCAGCUUGGCGCGCUGGUCGAGCAGCUCGACGAAGAAGACCCGUCGAUGCACGGUGUUGUCGCCGACGCCUUCUACAUGAGCUUCAGAACCUACAAAGGACGGAUAUUCCUCCUUGGAUUCAACGACGUGUCGAUAGGGGCACUGUCGAACUGGGCCGACCGCCUCAUCGCGCUCAUGGAGAAUGGCGACUACGUUGGCGCCAUCAAGCUCGCAACAUCGUACUACACAGGAGAUACCAACAAGCUCACCGUCGGUUUGCCCGAAGAUGCCACGUUGAGGCACUCCAUGGUCCAGGACAAGCUGGUGGAAAUCAUGAGCGCGUCGCUGAAAUACGCCUUUGGCCAGAGGCAGAAGAACAGGGAUUCUGUUGACGACCGCCAUCUCCAAGAACUGUCCGAAACGUGUUUUACUGCCUGUCUGAGCGUCGGCGACGUCGACUUUCUCUUCGACGAGAUGUAUGAGUGGUACGAAGACGCCGGGGUCGAGGGAAUCUUUCUCGAGACCCUGGAGCCUUACGUCCUUGACCGGUCGAUCACUUCCAUCCCGCCAGUGGUCGUGAAGGCGAUGGUCGCUCACUUUGUUUACAAGGGCUGGGAGAGCCGGCUGGAGGAGGUGAUUUGUCACCUGGACACUGCCACGCUCGACCUGGACCAGAUCACGCUUCUCUGCAAGCAGCACAGCCUGUACGACGCGUUGCUCUACGUGUGGAACCAGGCAUUGAGAGACUAUAUCACACCGCUGUUCGACCUUCUCUCUCUGCUCGUACCGAUCAUGCAAAACGGGCAGUCCUCGGGCGACCAGAUGGACGCCGAGAUAUCCGCGGUGAACGCGUUGAAGAUCUUCCCCUACCUUUCCUACAUCCUUACUGGAAGAGUUUACCCAACGGGCGAAGCACUGCCCGAGGAUGUCGCGCGGAACGCCAAAGCCGAGCUCUACUGGCUGCUCUUCUCGGGGAAGAGCGUCACAUGGCCGAAGGGUAGCAACAAGAGGUUGCUGACGAGGCCGAGCCAGUCUCAAGAACCUUCAUUCCCUUAUCUUCGGCUAAUCUUGAGCUUUGACGCCGCAAGCUUCCUGAGCGCUCUCAACGAAGCCUUUGAGGAUUCCUUUCUUAACGACUCCUCGGAAGAGCCGAAUGGAAGUCCCGGCCGGGAUCUGCCCGAGGAGCAGAUCUUCGGCCUGACGGUGAACAGACAGUACAUCGUCUCGAUCCUGAUGGAAAUCAUGGCCUCGCCGGAGUUCUCCUCCAAUGAGACCAUUUACCUGGACAUGUUUAUUGCCAGGAACCUGCCGAAAUACCCUCAAUACCUCCUCUUCCCCGGCUCGACCUUAGACAAGGUCCUGGUUGGGCUCUGCAAGUAUCCCGGCCGGGAUCUAGCAGAGGAUGCCCAGCUCAGCGCCGAGUAUCUCUUGUCUGUGUACCAACCAGCAGAUGUCACAGAACUCAUCCCACUCUUCAGAGAAGCCGGUUUCUACCGCAUCCUGAAGCGCAUUUAUCGAGGCGACAAGCAGUACGGUAGACUGAUCCAAACCUACUUCGAAGACCCGGAGGAUCAGGAAGACGUCUUCAACUGCAUUGACACGUAUUUGCGGCCCCGAGCAGGUCUCACGCGGCGCCAGACCCAGGACAUCCUUCGGGUUAUCAAGCAGCAUUCGGCGGAGCUCGUCAGCCUCGACCCCGCGAUGGCAGCCCAAACCAUCGCUAGACACGCGCCCGAGCUACACCAAGACGUCUUGGAUUCGGUGGCUGCGCAGCCGGGCCUUCAGUACGCGUACUUGAGGGCAAUACUGGAGCCGGAAAAGGAUACUGGCGUGGGCCGCUCGACGGACAGAGACCUUGUGGAGCACUACUUGCGGCUGAUGUGCCAGUUUGAUCCUGACCACGUCUCGGAUUAUGUUGGUUUAGUCCAGUCUUCGAACCUAAGGCUUGAACAGCUGCUCCCGACGAUGGAGGAAACGGGCGUGAUCGAUGCGGCCGUCAUUCUCAUGGCCAAGGAGGGCCAGAUUCAAGAAGCCAUGGGACGCUUGGUAAAGCACCUCGAAACUCUCGAGUCGGCAUUGCAAGGCCUCCUCGACGGUUCCCGAGACGAUGCUCGUCACCUGCAAACGUCCGCCGAGGAACUGGUGCACGCGUUGCGCAAGUUCGUCAUGGUGGGCAUCUGGCUAUGCCAGGGGCAGACCAAGACGUCGCGGGCGGCCGUGUCUAGCUGGCGAGGCCGGAAAGCGUCGCCCGAUGGGACGCUUUCGGCAGAUGAGAAUCUCUGGCUUGAUCUGAUCGACACGGCGGUGCAGAUCACAAGACGGCUGUCCUCCAAGCUGCAGCCCCCGCCAGACAAUUCUCCUUCCACGGCCGACGGCAACGCAGACACACAUCCCCCGGGCCAAUUGGACACUGAUAAGCUGCUCACCAUGCUACGCUCCCUCGUUCAGACGGCUUUUACCGCCCUGCUCAACUCCACGUCUACUGUUUUCCCUGCGUCCACGUUUGCCUCCUCCUCCUCCUCCUCCUCCUCCUCCAGGUCCCCCGCCGAGACAACGGCAGCAAUAGCCCGACAAAACACGGUCGCCGCCACGGGGAUCGGGACGAACCUGGCCUUCCUCCGCAUCCUGCGGGCGUUCCUCACCCGUGCGGCGGCCGCGUCGCCCAACCUGGCGGACCUGCGCGCCGUGCUGGCGUCGGUCUUCUCGGCCUACGCCUACGAGGAGUCGAUCCUGCGGCUGUCGAACCGGCUGCUCGAGCGCUCGCUGUUCGUCGGCGUCUCGCAGGCCGUCGAGCUGCGCCAGCGCGGGUGGCGGCCGCGGGGCUCGACGUGCGAGGCGUGCGGCAAGCGGGUCUGGGGUCCCGGCGUGGCGGGCGGGAGGGCGGUCUGGGAGGCCUGGGAGGGGAGGGAGCGGGAGGCGGCACGGGCGAGGAGGAGAAAGAGGGAGCUGAACGGGAAGGGGGUGGGCCACUCGGGGAGUGGUGGUAUGACGAUGAUGAUGAUGAUGAUGAGCGGCGCAGAUGAGGACGGCGGGGGGGAGGAGUAUACCGGAAAGGGGAAGGGGAAGGGGAAGGACUUGGGUCUGAGGUGGAGGCAGGAAGCAGAACAGAAGAAGGAGGAAGAGGAGGAGAAGGGAGGGGAGGGCACAGGCGAGGGCGCAGACUGUGAGGGCUCGGACGGGAAGAUAGAUCCGCGGAAAGAGGGUUUCGAGGGGAUGGUGGGCGCCGCGCAGAGGGAGACACAACAGGGGCUGGGGCCGCUGGUUUUACUGGCGUGCAGGCAUAUUUACCACCAGAGCUGCCUCGAAGCGCUGCUGGCCAAGGAUGGGUCGGGGAGGGAAGGGGAAUAUCGGUGCCCCAUUGAUGGGUAGGAGGAUGAGAGUGUAGAGGGGGGUUUGGGUUCUAUGUGUAGAACUGGGGAGCUAGCUCAUGGUGGUUCUUUCUCAGUACCAGCUCCUCCGUUUACCGGUUUCGAAUGGGAAAAAGCGAUGCGAAAGCAACUGUUCCAAUACUAUAGUAAUAGGCUAGUAUGGAACUUAGGGGAGUCUCCGUAUUGGUUCCGCACUCCGUUUGCACACGCACACAAUGCCCCGUGUCAGUUCGGUCUGU